Molecule: messenger RNA, 1162 nt
Organism: Pipistrellus kuhlii (Kuhl's pipistrelle)
Lineage: Eukaryota; Metazoa; Chordata; Mammalia; Chiroptera; Vespertilionidae
Gene: ADM2
Product: adrenomedullin 2
Exons: 2
Coding region: 196-609 (137 amino acids)
Biological process (GO): regulation of systemic arterial blood pressure; positive regulation of heart rate; adenylate cyclase-activating G protein-coupled receptor signaling pathway
Source: RefSeq, a predicted model, not a curated record
CCCGCCCGCCCUGUUCACUCCUGGGGAGACUAUUUGGGUCCCGAGGUGCCCGGGCUCCGUCCUAAGCAGGACCCUCUCUCCGCUGGUCGCAGGUGCCAGCCCUCCCACCCCACGCCGAGGGCUCCCCACAGAGGGUGGCUGCAGCCCUCCACUCCCCGCACCUGCCUGCUCGCUGGCUGCCAUCCGCCCGCCGCCAUGGCCCGGCUCCUGCCCGUCACCCUCGGAUGCCUCAGCCUCCUCUGCCUGCAGCUCCCAGGCACACUGACCCGCUGCCAGGGCAGAAGCCGGCAGCCCGCCCGGCCCAGGGCGCCUCCAGCCAGGACCCUCGCCAGCGGCCUGCAGCCCCAGCACCCUGCACCCCGGCCUGUGAUCCACAAGCCACCCCAGAGGGGCGCCCGUCUGACCCCUGCCGCGGGUCAUCCUCUCCAGAGUGGUCCCCGUCGGCACUUGAGCCCCCCAAGGCCCAGAGCCCAGCGCCUGCGGGUGGGCUGUGUGCUGAGCACCUGCCAGGUGCAGAACCUCAGCCACCGCCUGUGGCAGCUCGUGGCGUCGGCCGGCCCCCGGGACCCAGCCCCCAUGGACCCCAGCAGCCCCCACAGCUAUGGCUGAGGUGGGGCAGGCCAUGCCCUAGCCAGAUGCUGCACCCCAACCCCAGGGCGGCAGCUGAGCCCAGCCCAGCCUCCAGGGUUCCCGCAGGCAGCAGAGACCCCCCCACACACACACACCAUGUGCUGCAGCGAGCUACCUUGUACUGCUUUGGACACGUAAACCUGCACCUGUGCGGCCCCAAGCAGGUCAGCAGGCAGAGUCCGGAUGCCCAGGGUCUGUGCAUCCAGCAGUGUGCAUGCUCAGGGGACAAGUGUGCCCCUGAGGUGGCCGGUCGCACCCUACGCGGGAAAGGGCUUUGGAGGGACGAGGUUUGCUAGGGUCAAGGAGCAGAAGUCAUUCCGAGCACCCAGGCACCACCUCCUGGCCCCCGGGAGCCAGGGGCCGCACUGCCUGGUGCGUGUGGCCCUCUCCCUGCUGUGCUCGCCGUCAGAUUAAAUCCUGGCUUUAGCCCAGCCGGCAUGCCUCAGUGGUUGAGCAUCAACCUAUGAACCAGGAGGUGACGGUUCAGUUCCUGCUCAGGGCCCAGGCCCAGGUUGUGGGCUCGAUCCCCAGU